AAAUUGAUGAUCAGCAGCACCUGCUUGGUGUAAUUAGUCCAUCUGACAUCUGAAUCUAAUCCUACACAAUCCCUAACUUUGUGCAAGUAAGACACGAAAUCCAAAGCUGGUUGCACCAAACUUUGAUUUAAUUUGGAUAUUAUAUUCUGUUUAUUUAUAGCACUGGAUAUUUCAUAGUAGUGGUAGUUCCUGUUUCCUUAGAUACCAGAUUGCUCGUGCUAUUCUAAUCUGCUCUGGAUGCUGAGAUCUUGUUUAACAUCUGCGGCAACAUAAAGAAAAAUGACAGAACUCUGAUAAUAACAGCAGGUCCCUCCGUUUUUAUUGUUUCUCAGCCUUGCUAAUGCAAAUUCUUGAGGAUGUAAAAGUGUUGACACUGGAGACUCCUUCCAUUUAUAUAAUUAAUAAGCAAGUUGUUUUUUUUUUAGCUUUAGAUCCUACAUCAUAUGACUUGAGAACCUGGUGAACUGCAGCUGCACUGGCUGGCUCCUGUGCACCUCCUGACCAAUCAGGAAUCCAGAAUUCCAUAGCGCUGAGGUAUAAAGCGUUUACUCAACACCUUGGAUAUGAAGUGAGGUAGUGCACUAGAUGUCCAACAAGGAGUCAAUGGAAACAGCCGAGAAGUAGAAGAAGGGAUUUGUGUGGGGAUUUGAUUGCAUUGGUGAAAAGUGAAAGGAGAGAGAGAGAGAGAGAGAGAGAGAGAGAGAGAGAGAGAAGGAGGAAGUGCGCGCGCACGUUUUGGGCGAGCUGCUGAGGAUGAACGCGCUGUGCUCGAGCUACUACACGCCGGAGAAGGAGCUCGUGAGCGCGUUCGCGUGCCCGAGAGACGGCGGCGACGAGCGCGCGCGGUUCUGCUGCGGCUUCAGCGACCUCAAAUACUGCUGUGAUGAUUCCAACGGCUUCUUCCCCUACGAGUACGGGUACAUGUGGUGGCUCAGUAUCGGUGCUCUUAUAGGUCUAUCCGUAGCUGCAGUUGUUCUCCUGGCCUUCCUCGUCACUGUGUGUGUUCUCUGCAUCCUCUUCAUCAACACUAAACCCAGUCGUCUAGACAGCGGGCUUCCUCUCAGCUUGCCAGUUCAGUCAGCAUCAAAUACUGGCCGUGAGCCAAGUCCUUCCCCCGGGUGUUCCACCAGACCUCAGGGGUUUUUCCGCAAACAUUUCCCAAGCAGGAAACUGCACUGUGCCGAGCAGAGGGCCGAGCCUGAGCGCCUGUUUCAGCCCUGCUUCAGGGUCACCGUGGCUAGAGUGAACGCUGAAGGGCCUUCGUAUGAGCCAUGUUCAAAACCAGGUGCUUGUAUAGGCUGAGCAGGUGACAAGGACUUUCUCCUGCACAUAGAGUUCAGCAGUGGCUCUUUUUGGAGCUCCUGGGAAUUGAUGGCAAUCAUGGAAGACUUACGAAGCACAGAGCAGAACAGACAUGAUGCAGCAGUGCUGUAGCUGUUGGCACAAAGACCUGGUUUUACUUGUUAAUUUCUUGUGUGUCAGAGUGAGUAAUGUAUAAUGUUUUUCUUCUGAAUGAACGGGUCGUACUGGUUUUAAGGCACAUUUAUUGGUUCCAAAUGCACCAAAACUAUAGAAGUAUUUCCUGAA
Molecule: messenger RNA, 1587 nt
Organism: Silurus meridionalis
Lineage: Eukaryota; Metazoa; Chordata; Actinopteri; Siluriformes; Siluridae
Product: protein shisa-like-2B
Exons: 3
Coding region: 754-1302 (182 amino acids)
Source: RefSeq, a predicted model, not a curated record